Molecule: messenger RNA, 942 nt
Organism: Pelobates fuscus (common spadefoot toad)
Lineage: Eukaryota; Metazoa; Chordata; Amphibia; Anura; Pelobatidae
Product: olfactory receptor 1S1-like
Exons: 1
Coding region: 1-942 (313 amino acids)
Biological process (GO): G protein-coupled receptor signaling pathway
Cellular component (GO): membrane
Molecular function (GO): olfactory receptor activity; G protein-coupled receptor activity
Source: RefSeq, a predicted model, not a curated record
AUGUGUGAAGACAAUCAAACGACAAUCACAAAUGUUUUUCUGCUAGGAUUUCCUAACUUUCAGAAAUUCAAGUUUGCACUAUUUGUUCUUUUUCUGGUAAUCUUCCUUGUGAUACUGAUUGGAAAUAUCUUUGUAAUUUCAGUUAUGUCAAUAAGCCACUGUCUAAGGCAUCCCAUGUAUUUAUUUAUUAAAAACCUAGCCUUAGCUGACAUCUUGUUUACAUCAAAUUUAUUGCCUCAAUUGCUGUAUGUCAUUUUGUUUGAAGGAGGACACAUUUCUGUAGCUGUAUGUAUUUUGCAAUAUUAUUUCCACAGUUUUUUAGUAUUUGCUCAAUGUUUCAUACUAACGGUAAUGUCCUAUGACCGCUAUCUGGCCAUUAGAAAACCAUUGCAAUAUUCCUCUGUUAUGAAUGCCAAUCAUUCUCUCCUUUUGGUGUACUUGUCUUGGGUAUUGGCUUUUAUUUUUAUUACUAGUGAAAUUAUUUUAGUCUACCAAUUGCAUUUCUGUAGCACAAAUUUAAUCGACCAUUUCUUUUGUGAUAUUGGUCCUCUACUUCAGCUUUCGUCCUCAGACACAUCUAUACUCGCUUUAUAUGAUCUAAUGAUAUCUGUUAUUGGGGUAUUUUUUCCAUUUACAUUAGUCAUCACAUCAUACGCCUGUAUUGUCAACAUCAUAAUCAAGAUAUCCUCCAAAACUGGAAGACAGAAAGCUUUCUCUACUUGUAGUUCUCACCUUAUCAUCGUGUGCAUAUAUUAUGGAACUGUAAUUGCAAUAUAUGUACUGCCAUCUUUAGGAAAUUCAGCUACUGAAAACAAAUUUAAGUCCUUGAUAUAUACUAACUUGACCCCAUUUAUUAACCCUUUUGUAUAUAGUUUAAGGAACAAAGAAAUCUUGAGAAUAUUGAAGAAUCUAUUUAGACGCAUCUGGAUAAACAAUGAAUAG